Molecule: messenger RNA, 1304 nt
Organism: Sesamum indicum (sesame)
Lineage: Eukaryota; Viridiplantae; Streptophyta; Magnoliopsida; Lamiales; Pedaliaceae
Product: Haloacid dehalogenase-like hydrolase (HAD) superfamily protein
Source: RefSeq, a predicted model, not a curated record
UUGUUCUAUAAAUAGAGAGCCCGCCUCCUCUGUCCUGGGCGAAGCAUUUGCAACGGAGGACUCAAAAGUUUGUCAUCACAGAAGAAAAUCGCAGGAUCGGAAGCAACGUUGAGCUCCAAAAAAGGAAUGGCGAUUUCUUCAGUUGAUAAUUCGCAUGCCUCAUUGGACAGUGGUGGUUCUCUCUCGCAAAUUGCUCCACUUGAAGCAGUUCUAUUUGACAUUGAUGGAACGUUAUGCGAUACAGACCCCCUUCAUUAUUCUGCUUUCAGAGAAAUGCUGAAGGAGAUUGGAUUUAAUGGUGGUGUUCCAAUUACUGAGGAAUUUUUCAUUGCUAAUAUUGCUGGGAAACACAAUGAAGAUAUUGCAUCCGUCCUUUUCCCAAAUGAUCAUGAGAGGGGUCUUAAGUUCACGGAUGACAAGGAAGCAGUGUUUAGAAGGAUAGUUAAGGAAAAAAUUGAGCCUGUAAAAGGCUUACAUAAAUUCACAAAAUGGAUUGAAGAUCGUGGGUUGAAGCGAGCUGCUGUUACUAAUGCUCCUAGAGAAAAUGCGGAGUUGAUGAUCUCAUUGCUUGGACUAUCAGACUUCUUUCAUGCUCUUAUUCUUGGAAGUGACUGUGAACGUGUGAAACCAUUCCCAGAUCCUUAUUUAAAGGCACUUGAAGUACUCAAGGUAUCAAAGGAGCACACAUGUGUAUUUGAGGAUUCCGUUUCAGGAAUAAAAGCUGGGGUUGCAGCUGGUAUGCCUACUAUUGGUUUGACGACUAGGAAUCCAGCAGAACUAUUGAUGCAGGCCAAGCCUGCUUUUCUCAUCAAAGAUUACGAAGAUCCAAAACUUUGGACUGCCCUUGACGAGCUUGAUAAAAUGGGUAAGGUUAAAACAGGUGCAGAAUGAAAUGUAGACAUGGUUGCUACUAAGUCAGACAAAUACAGUGUAAUAGGAGUUCCACCAAACGCAAGUGCGAAACAUCACUUGGGAAUAACAAAAUAUUAGAUCCCAGGAAAAACCCAUUACUUAGUUUUCGAAACUAAGUCCAACUUUCAGCCUAUUUUGCUUAUAUAGAACUCCAUUUGUUUCCUUCCCCAAGUAUGUCAAUGAUAUAGGCUUUUAUGGAGAAGGCAUCUCUCAGAUUGAAAAUAAAGACGAGUUAUCAUGGAAGUAUUAUGAGAAGGGAUUAGAUUGGCAAUCCAGCAGAGAUGGAACUGAGUUAUCCUUGAGGGUGAUUGAUUGUGCUUUGCUCAUUCAAACUCAAGGCUAAUACUCCAUACUCUUCUGAUGUUGGGUCUUCUGAUCUCGGAAAUUAUUCA